Messenger RNA from Parnassius mnemosyne (clouded apollo), 4589 nucleotides. The record is from the annotation of a GenBank genome assembly. Lineage: Eukaryota; Metazoa; Arthropoda; Insecta; Lepidoptera; Papilionidae.
GGUUUUGAGUUGUAACCAGUUGUAACUCCUAACUUCCAACAACUUUUGAAUGGUUGUGAAUUUUAAUUACACCGAGUGUUUCUAGUUAGUUUGUGAAUUAAACUAAGUUUAAAAAAAUAUGAUCUAUUGAAUUAUGUGCCAAGUUUUAUUACUUCAGAUAGACAUUGGUUAUUAGUGAAUAGCUUAUUAUUUUCAUGAGAUGAUGCAAUUUAUGCUGCUGUUUAGCCGACAAGGCAAAUUGCGAUUGCAGAAAUGGUAUGUGGCCCAUCCAGACAAGCUAAAGAAGAAAAUAACUAGGGAGCUGAUCACAACAGUGCUUGCCCGCAAACCAAAAAUGUGCUCAUUCCUGGAGUGGAAAGAUGUUAAAGUUGUUUAUAAGAGAUAUGCAUCACUGUACUUCUGCUGUGCAAUGGAGCAGGAAGACAAUGAGCUCCUUACACUUGAACUCAUUCACAGAUAUGUGGAACUACUGGACAAAUAUUUUGGCAGUGUAUGCGAACUGGAUAUUAUUUUCAACUUUGAAAAAGCUUACUUCAUCUUGGACGAGCUAGUGCUUGGCGGUGAGCUGCAAGAGACUAGUAAGAAGAAUGUGCUGAAGGCGAUCGCGGCACAGGACCUGCUCCAAGAGGAGGAGGUUCCGCAGGGCUUCUUCGAUGACCACGGUCUCGGCUAAGAGACCUGCGCCGCAACCUCAUAUAAACGGACAGUUUUCGGGUACUUACUACAAUUAUGCAUGCAAUAUUUGUGUAACUGGCAGGUAAAAAAUAAACGAAGUGUUAGUAAUAAUACAAUAAAACAUUUGGAUAUUAUUUACAUACUUACAGAUUAUAUACUUCGUGUGUUUAUAUACUGAUAAUGUGAUUCCUGGAUAUGUUUGUAGGUUGUGGCUGCUAACUAAUAACGAGUAUAAUAUGAAAUUUUCAAAACUAAGUUGUAUAUUAUGUAGAGUCUGUUUCUAUAUAUUUUUAUUUUUUAUUAUUAUAUGCAGUGUUAUUUAUAUGAUCUAAAUAAAUAUAGUUCACAAAUGAACUAUACAAGGCUCAAUUUUUAGAAUAACGACUUAAAUUACUAUUUUUUUAAAAUAUGGAUCAAUAAGUUUUGAAAUUAAAUAAAUUGAUGUGACUAUUUUUAACCAUGUAUUUAAUUAGGUAGAGAAAUCAUAAAAAAAUUGCUUUCUAACUUUAUUCCAAAAAAAUUUGCUUAAAAUUGUUAUUUUAAAUUAUGUUGCAAAUGUGUCACGGUUGUUCGCAAUACUUUAAUCUCGUUACUUCGUUACAGUUACAGUAGCAAGACUUUUCAAAAUGAAAUCCGAUAGAGACAGAUGUUAUUUUUUUAAAACCAUAUCAGAACUAUUUAUUUGUUAAAACUAUGUAAUGUUAUUAAAUUAAUUUAAAAUAAAUACCAAUAAUGCUAUUUUGCCAGUAAUGAUAAUUGAGUCUCCUAACAUUAAAUGUUAGGAGUGGUUCACGAACGUAAUCGAAUGUCGGAUUCGAUGUUCGAAUCCGACGUUCGAUUACGGUCGUUAGAGUUCGAAAUUCGAAUUUCGAACCUACGAUUUUCCGAGUUUACAUUCCUCACACUAACCAUUAGGCUACUGUCGCUUCUUAAAUUAUCUUUCCCAUAACCAUAUAAAACGCACACACUGUGUACUCCUAUACUAUUUAAUUCUGUACAAGUACGUACGUAGGUAUAAAGUGAAUAUUUUAAGGAUUUUAAACAUUUUUGUGUAUUUUGAAACAUAUGAUGUACCUACCCUGUUUGUAUGAUUAUAUAGGGUAAUUAGUAAGCAUCCAACAGAUAGGAAUACAGAUAAGUAAAGAAAAUACUAUAGAACUAAAUACACGAAGGUGACAAAUUGUGUCAACAAAUGGUUGUUUCAUUUGAUAUUUUUGUUUUGGUUUCAUUGGUCGUUUAAGAUUUAGAACAAAUAUAAUUUCAAACAUCUUAGCAAAAAGUAACAUUAAAUAUUUUCUUAUUAAAAUCUUUGUUUAAGUACCUUAAUACAUGCCACUUACAUUGCAAAUUUGCUUAAGGUGAGAGUUUACGCUAAACCAUAAAAUUGUAUCUAUAGUAUAUUCUAUUAGUUUGUAUAUAUCCCGUUCGCAAAAUGUAAUGCUUUGAGGCGGCAACUAAUAACAUUUUAUUUCUAUUAUUAGGUAUAUUUAUUAUUGAUGAUUUUGAUAUAUUGUGAAAAUAUUUAUUAGUAUCUGUGCCAAAAAUGAUAUAAGUAAGGUUUAAUAAAAUAGAGCGAACUGAGUUUACUACAUGUCUCGGCUAAGUGAAUGUUAGAUUGGUCUCUUAAACAAUGUAUUACCAGUGUGAACGAGACUAUGAAAGCUUUCUUGUAACUCACGCACAUAACAGCGGAGUUCAGUUAUUACUUACUUAGUUACAAUAGAGUAAAUUAGACGAUGCCCGCGUCGGUAGUGCUAAAUAUCGCGUUAUUUUUUUAUGUGCUACUGAAGACUGUAGGUGAAUCCCGCCCUUGUUUGUGUGUGCUUUGAGAUACUUAUAUUAUGAGGCUUCCGCACACUCGUUCACUCUGGUAUUACUUGAUGUUGGUAUUACUUGAUGUUGGUAUUACUUGAUGUAAAGUCCUCGCAUUUUAUCUUGGUCGCGAGUGGCUGCGCAGAUGUAGCUUUUGAUGAGAUGUGAAAACGCAUAUUAAUUAUUAAUAAAUAAAUAAAUAAAUUCUCUUUAUUUCAGGCACAUUGCACCCAUAUUACAUACAAACAAAAAAUACAGUACUGUACAAAAUUACUUAAAGAAAAAAAAAUAUCUAAGUCUAAAUAGAUGUAACCAUCACGUCAAGCAGCUAUCUUAAGCUAUUUUUGAUAUAAGGCUGUGGCCGGCAGUCUAACCGCGAACUCACUAUAUCUUGUUUCUACACCCCCAACUAUGGACAUGAAUGAUGCGAUUCUAAAUCUUUGAAUGGCAUUAAACGUAAUAGUUCGUGCUUCGGCAAAUAUGCCCGAAACACUAAACUGGUGCAGUCGACGGAGCCACGUUUGCAGGAUUUAAAGUAAGGAAGUUCGAAGGGGUUGGCGGAGUCUAGUGAGCUAGCGAAGAGAGUGAACUUAACCUGUCUGUGCCCUAAGUCUCCGAGCUCGCUUCGCUCGCUUUUGCAUCCUAAGUUCUCUGGGCCCUUUUUACUAAUGUUAGCAAAUAAUACAAUUUAUGUUACAGCAUACCAAUUUUAUUUCAUCCGUUUAUAACUCACAAUUAAUUUGUCGUACAAAUAAUCACUUUUACUUAGUAUCUUCACUAUAUCUUUACACAAAAACACUCAAGUCUCUUAAGUCUAAAUACCUUACAACUGAAUGCCCCGCUUCGGUCGUGACGGCCAUCUUUUAUCUUCUCUUUUGUAGGAGUCAAAUCCGAAAUUAUUACAAUAAAAAUCUUACCGGAAAUUCAAAGCGACAAAAGCGAGAAGAGAAGAUUUCAAGAGAUAACUAAAUUAAAAUUAUGUCAUUCAAUAUAUGCUUAAUUGUUCUUUAUACUUAAUUGCUAACAAUCGGCCUUUCCUGACAUUUUCACGUCCCGUGACAGGAAAAUAUAAAAUGUAUUAUCAUAUUAAGUUAAUAUUAUUUGUAAUAUUACAGUUUAUUUUAAAUUAAUGAAAUUACAUCGCAAAGGAUAUUGAAUCCCAAUUCAUGUCUUCGAUAUUCACCUGCAUGAGACCCCUUCACGUUCCCAACAGGCAACAAAUAAGUAAAGAAUACUGAAGCCCCAUUCAUGUCUUCAAUAUUCACCUGCAUGAGACCCCUUCAUGUUCUCAACAGGUAAGAAAGAAGUAAAGAAUACUGAAGCCCCAUUCAUAACUUCAAUAUUCACUUGCAUGAGACUCCUUCAUGUUCUCAACAGGCAAGAAAUAAGUAAAGAAUACUGAAGACCCAUUCAUGUCUUCAAUAUUCAUUUUCCUAAUAAAUGAUGACAUUAAUAUAAUAUACUAUGAUAAACAAAAAUAAUUGUAAACAAAUAUCAGUAUUGUUUUUUACAACUAAAAUUAUUAAAAUAGUAACUAAUGAAAUCAAAAAUAUUAUUUAUUUCAAAUCAUUACAUAAAGAAAGAAAAUGAUCCUUGUAACACUAAUAACAAAUUAUUUGUAAUCAUAUACUUAUUCAUUCAUCGGUAUUACUAUUUCAACUUUGAGUAUCAGACUCAUAGUUUCGUUGAUAAACCAACCAAGGAUGAAUUUUAUCAACGGAAAAUAUACCACUAAAACGUCUACCCUUGCGUGAUAUAGGUGUAUCUUCGACUACAUAUCUAUCGUUAUCGAGAACCUUACAUAUACGAUAAGGAUCGCGAACUUUAGAAAUUAAUAUUCUGCUUUUACCUGUUGAAGGAAUCUCUCUCUAUUCUAACCAAAUCACCUACAACGAACUUUAAUAUUUUCCGCUUCUUAUCAAAACGCUCCUUUUGCUUUGUUUGGUCAAUUUUAAUUCGUUGCGAUAUUUCGUUCCUAAUACUAUGACUAUUAUUAGUAUUUUGUGCAUUUUCAUUAUCGGAAUCAUUGAAGACAUUAAUCUGCACCAAAGAAUCGUUGGUUUCUAUUAUUUUAAUACCGAAUAAAGCUUCUGCAGGAGUUU